Molecule: messenger RNA, 2104 nt
Organism: Onychomys torridus (southern grasshopper mouse)
Lineage: Eukaryota; Metazoa; Chordata; Mammalia; Rodentia; Cricetidae
Gene: Tmed8
Product: transmembrane p24 trafficking protein family member 8
Exons: 6
Coding region: 223-1197 (324 amino acids)
Source: RefSeq, a predicted model, not a curated record
AAAAGCACGUAGUAAUCCCCCGCUCCGUCCCCCCUGCGCGUCCACGUCGCCAGCUUCCACUGGCCAGAGCUCGGGCAGCUCCCGACGCAGCCUCGCCGUUCCUUCCGGCCCCGGGCUCCGCUCGGCUCCGCUCGGCUCUCGGCUGCCGCGCUCGCUUCGCCUUCGGCUGUUUCCGGAGCCGCAAGCGGCCAGCUGCGGAGAAGCUCCCCGCGCGGGCUGCAGAUGUCGGACAGGCAGGCGGCUGAGGGGCCGGCCUUCUGGAGCCCCGCAGCUCGUCGCGGGUCUGCGGGCGGCGUCGGGGACCGACGGGGAGUGGAGGGGAGCCAGGCGGCCUCUUCAGAGAAAGAUCUGGAGAACACUAAGGUCAACUCUGCACUGCCUUCUGCAUCUGAUCCAGAGCCCCCGUCCUCACCCUACAGGCCACAGAUGGUAUCUCCAGUGAGUAAGGAUACCACGGAAGAUCUACAGAAAGCGGCUGGUGCUUCAGAGGUUCAGGCUCCGGGGGAGCAGGAGCUGCCAGCAGGCCAGGCUCAGGUACACCGUGAGAUGGCCAAGUACCAAGCUCCACAACGAUCCGGAGACAUGGUCAUGAUCCAGUCUGAGCACACUGGAGCUGUAGAUGUCCUUUCAGCGGAUUUGGAAUCUGCAGAUCUCCUGGGGGACCACAGGAAAGUCUCUCCACCUCUGAUGGCUCCUCCGUGCAUCUGGACCUUUGCCAAAGUGAAGGAGUUCAAAAGCAAGCUGGGCAAAGAGAAGAACAGCCGUCUGGUGGUGAAGCGGGGAGAAGUAGUCACCAUCCGGGUCCCAACCCAUCCCGAGGGGAAGCGUGUCUGCUGGGAGUUCGCAACUGAUGACUAUGAUAUUGGCUUUGGAGUUUAUUUUGACUGGACCCCGGUCACCAGCACUGAUAUAACCGUGCAGGUCAGUGAUUCUAGCGAGGAUGAGGAUGAAGAAGAGGAAGAGGAGGAAGAGAUCGAAGAACCCGUCCCUGUGGGAGAUGUGGAGAGAGGCUCCAGGAGUUCCCUGCGGGUUCGCUAUGGGGAGGUCAUGCCCGUGUACCGGAGGGACAGCCACCGAGAUGUGCAAGCUGGCAGCCAUGACUACCCUGGCGAGGGCAUCUACCUGCUCAAGUUUGACAACUCAUACUCCCUGCUGCGCAACAAGACUCUGUACUUCCACAUCUACUACACCAGCUGAAGGCUGCCAGGCGAGGGCAGGCUGCGUUCGCUGGCUGAAGCAGGCUGCCAGCUGGUGCCUCUUGUCCAUAAGCAAGAGCCUCAAGUUCUGUGUGAGGCUCCUAAGCCUCGUGCCCUGCCUGGCAUGCCUGACUAUUGACCCCAUGUAGCUUUCCCCCUUUCUUGGCUUCUGCAGGUGGUGGUGUAGUGCUUCUGUUCUGUGGUUCCUGACUCACACUCUUGUUUCAGACUCCAGCAAACCCUCUCAGAAGGCAAAAGCCUAAAAUGAAGUAGAAGGGUGUCUUUGGAAAAUUGAUUCAUGCUGGUAAAGCUCAUCAUUCAGGUUGCCGCUCACCCUUCUCCAGAGCCUGGGAUGCCGAUGUACUUAGCAGCGCCUACCCUCUUACAUUUUGAGGUGCCAGAAGAGGGAAAAGCACACUGUCUAUGAAAGAGCCCAAUACUUUGGAUGGGGAAUGCUCCAUCCAGCCCCUCAGCACUGCCAUGUUCCUACCUGCUGGGUAUUUAGUCUCUAGCUCAGGCUGGGAGCCCUCACUGCCUUGGAUGGAUAUUAUUAUUCCUGAUGGGUAGACCUUCCUCCUUUCUCUGUACCGUCUCUGUUUCUGCCGCGUAGCAAGAACUUCCAAGCAGUUGCAAGCUGUGAUCAGUGUCCUAGGAUCUACUGAGAAGAAAAGUGGCCUCCAUCACUUCCUGUCUCCAGCGCUAUCCCCCUUACUGAGGGUACUGGUAGUUGAUGAAGAAAGGGUGGAAAGUGGGCACUGAAUUAGUUCAGAAGCUGCCUUUUUGGAAGUCGUCGUUGUCCCGAGUGCGCCCCCCCCCCCCACCCCAACCUCCAUCUUUAGGCUACGGUGUUAUUUAGAGAGUUUGCUUUGGAACCAAAUACAGUGAAACCCAAUGAGGUUUGCAAUGAU